This is a messenger RNA of Psammomys obesus (fat sand rat), 1085 nucleotides long. It is a transcript of the gene Tcap, whose product is annotated as titin-cap. Bases 158 to 661 code for a protein of 167 amino acids. The transcript is spliced from 2 exons. Gene Ontology annotation, biological process: skeletal muscle thin filament assembly; cardiac muscle tissue morphogenesis; skeletal muscle myosin thick filament assembly. Gene Ontology annotation, cellular component: Z disc. Gene Ontology annotation, molecular function: titin binding; structural constituent of muscle; titin Z domain binding. NCBI's taxonomy places the organism in Eukaryota, Metazoa, Chordata, Mammalia, Rodentia, Muridae. The record is from RefSeq and is a predicted model, not a curated record.
CCUCAACUCCGAGCCCCACCGCCACCAGUGAGUGUUGGCUCCGCUUAUAGCAUCUGACGCCAGAGGGGCUGAAAAUAGCCCCUGGAGAAGGGGGAGAAGAGGACUAUUUAAAGGGCUCCGGAGUGGCCCGGCAGAGCAGAGGGAGCAAGAAGGAAUCAUGGCGACUUCAGAGCUGAGCUGCCGAGUGUCUGAGGAGAACCAGGAACUCCGGGAAGCCUUCUGGGCUGAGUGGAAAGACCUGACGUUGUCCACCCGGCCGGAAGAGGGGUGCUCCCUGCAUGAGGAGGACACCCACAGGCGGGAGACCUACCACCGGCAGGGUCAGUGCCAGGCGGUGGUGCAACGCUCCCCCUGGCUGGUGAUGCGCCUCGGCAUCCUCGGCCGUGGGCUACAGGAAUACCAGCUGCCGUACCAGCGCGUGCUGCCACUGCCCAUCUUCACCCCCGCCAAGGUGGGCCCCGCCAAGGAGGAACGCGAGGAGACCCCCGUCCAGCUGCGGGAGCUGCUGGCGCUGGAGACGGCCCUGGGUGGCCAGUGCGUCGAGCGCCAGGAUGUGGCCGAGAUCACCAAGCAGCUUCCCCCUGUGGUGCCCGUCAGCAAACCCGGGCCCCUGCGGCGUACCCUCUCUAGAUCCAUGUCUCAGGAAGCUCAGAGAGGCUGAGAUGGACUGGACUCAGGCUCCGCUGUGUCUGCCUUGGGCUGGCCGCUCCCUGGCUAGGACCAUGGAGGAGAGCUGCUGGCCAUGGCUGCUUUGUAGUUUGCCCAGAGGUGGGGGCUGUGGGAGGAGGGAGCCAGAGGCCGGGAUGCCUAGGUGUCCCGAGUUCCCGCAGGGAGGGGAGCAAGGAUGGUGGGCACGAGGGGUUGGAGAGCUGAGCACUCUCAGCCCCAGAAGGGACAAGAGAUACUGGUGAGAGGGAGAAGCCCCUGGAAACAGGAACCUGUGGAGUAACAGAGAGAGGACGGACGAGGACUCUGGAAUGCUCUGGGAAGGAAGCCUGGAGACUAGAGGGAGAGGAACGUGAAGAGGGCAGAGGCCGGGCAGGCCCCCAGCACUCUCUGUUAGCGCUGCAAUAAAAGCUCAACCA